Molecule: messenger RNA, 3779 nt
Organism: Nymphaea colorata (pocket water lily)
Lineage: Eukaryota; Viridiplantae; Streptophyta; Magnoliopsida; Nymphaeales; Nymphaeaceae
Exons: 4
Coding region: 1333-2955 (540 amino acids)
Source: RefSeq, a predicted model, not a curated record
ACCGGCUGUGCAGGAGACUCCUUGGCCUUCCCUUCUGCCUGGAGAUCACCGCUCUCGUCAGAGAGAAGUCUCCUCCUUCCUUCCUUCUUUCCUCUUCUCUUCUUCAAAUUGAUUGAGAGAGGAGGAUUGAUCCAAAUAGGGAGAGAGAGUUAAAAUAGUAUUGCCCAAGGUCCAAAAACAAAAGCCUGUGAGGAGAGAUAGAAAUGGGCUUAUGUGCAGAAAGAGUUUAAAAUAUUUGCUUGCUAGAACCUUCUCCCAUCCUUCCUCUCUGUCCGUCCCCUGCUUUGUUUUUUUCCACUGCAAGACAAUCUUAUUUUUACCGAUUUACCGUGAACCAACAUUUCGUUUUGCGCCAUCUUCGCCUUUUACCCGCCAGUUUUCGGCCUAUAAAUCCAUUCCAUUCAGGUGAGUUUGUGUUGAGAUGCAGGCUCUUUUCCGCUCUCUUUUCUAUCUGUCAAGGCAUUGCUAAUGCGGUUUGGAAGACUCAUCGACCGGUGUACGCUGGAAUUUUAGUUUGCGAAAGAAUGCCGUUCUUCCUUCAGGCAGUAUCCUAAGUUCCGGUUGAUGGUGUUCGAUUUUCAGUAUUUGCAGGGGUGACGCAGGAAGGCUUUUGCCAGAGCCAGUGGCUCUAAGGAUAGGUUUUCUGUGGCAAUGCUCAGCUUCUGGCUUGCUUCUCUCUGAGGAUUCCUCUUAAUUGCCGAUUGAAAGCAUCACUUCCAGUCAUUGACUCUCGUUGUCUCUCUCUCUCGCUCUCUCUCUCUCUCGCUCUCUCUGCUUCCCUUUUUUAUUAUAGCGAAAGCAAUUGCCAACCAUUCUGGUGGGCCUUGUGCUUCAACCCCCUGAGUUUUUCUUUGAUUUCUUUAACAAUUCACCACUCAUGUACGUCUGUCAGAUCUAUAGAGAUGAAACCCUUUCGUCUUCCGCUCCUAUAAUAGAGCCGAUUGGUGUUUCUUCUAUCAUUGCCAAGUUUUCUUUCUUUCAUUUCUUUAGUCAAUAAAGGCUUGUAGUUGGUGGUAGGUCUUAUCCGAGUGGUAGCUGAUAGAUUGUGAGUCCCACCCUCCUUCCUUUUCCUUUUUUUGUUUGUUCUGGUUCACGCUUGUGAUUCCCAUCCGCUUUUCCCUUUCUGAAAUGCUUCAACAUCAUCAUUAAGUCUAGGGGUGUCGCCUUUGGUUAAUUCCGAUCCCCAUACCAGCGCACUCUAGUCCCAUCAAUAGGAUCCCUUCGGUGAAAAACCAUCUCCGCUGAUUGGUUCAUUGAAUCCAGUACAGGCCUCACCUGUUGUGUAUUCCCUUCUUCUGCUAGUGUUGUUUCUCCUAGCUAUAUUCUUUCAGCAUGAAAGCUGCUGUUUCUCCCAUGCGACGAGAAGCGGAAGUUGAAAGGCGAAGGAUGCAGGAGAAACAGAGGCCUUUAAUGCUCAAAGAUUUCUUGAGAGACGCGAGCCCUGCACGCGACUCAAAUAGGAAAUGGCACCGAAACCAGAGCUGCAAUGAAUCCCCUACCACCAUGAGGAAUCUUCUGGAGAUGGAUACCAAGGGCUCGAAAAGAACCGGCCUGGUGCUUUCCAGGCCUGCUUCAACGACCCUCUCUGCCCUGCAUAAGGCCUCUGAGGUCAUAGUCAGGCUUCUCCCCUUUUCCGGCCGGACUCCACCUCAGAAGCGGCAGGGCAACGCAGUCAUCCGCCGGCAAAACGUCAACAAAUUGAGCUCGAUUUUCAGAAGGGUAGCUUCCAUGAGGGAACCCCGAACCCCCAGAGGAGGCCUGUCCCGCAGGAUCUCUGCAGCCAUGAGAAGCCUCUCUCGUCGGGAGCCUUGCAUCAAAAGAGACGUCGAAGUGCAAGUUCGUGUUCGGGACAUAGUGCGGUGGAGAUCUUUCGGCGAUGAAGAAGAGAUCCCGUAUCUUCAGUACCAUAACUCCAAGACCCCACCUCGAGAGGAAUUGAGUACUGCAGACGGAACCUCGGAUUCUUGCUCGUCUUCACGGACGAGUAGCUGUACGUGGUCCGAGAGCGAAUCGUUGUCGAAUUCACAGUCUUGUUGUGGUAGCUCAGAGUGCUCAGUUGUGUCUGGUGCAUUGAACAACAAAAUGCUUUUACUGAGUUACCAUCGAGAGGUCAAAGAUGGAGUAGACGGCGAGUUUCAGAAGAGCUCCUUUGUGCAACCACCGACCGACACACCAAUUCACUCGCUUGGGUUUAACCGUGCAGUGGAGAUGAAAGAAGCGUCGGAUUCACUCAAUGCAGCAGAUACGUGCUGCUCCAGUGGACAAGAGGAAGAUGUCCAGCAGCUGGGACGUGCGAAUGAUGGCUGCACCAUGUGUCGUGCUGUUGAAGGAUACGAGGAAAAGGAACAGUUCAGCCCUGUUUCUGUUCUGGACUUCCCGUUCGAAGAUGAAGAUGAAGGUGGAACGACAUCAUUCGAGGAGAGCCUUGCCGAUAUCGAAAGGAAAAAGCAGCAGCUGCUCCACAAGAUUGGCCGAUAUGAGAGCCUCUCGAAACUUGAUCCUGUGGACCUUGAAAGAGAGUUUGCAUUGACUGAAUUUGAACUUUCAGACGAAGAUGUUGAGAGUUUCACCGGGUACCAUGAUGGUAAUGCUGGAGAAGAAGUGGAGAAUGCGGAGGAGUACAUAAGAGAGAUAAUACUUGAUUAUCUGGAUGAAACAACAAAGAGAAAUUGGUUACCCUUCGAAUCGCUGGUUAUUGAUGUCUUCAGAGAAGAACUGAGCUCUGCUGGUGAACUAGAGGCAGAUGAGUUGGUGGGAAUUGCUGUUGGUCGAGUAAAAGAAUGGGUAAUACAGACAGGCUCAGUAGACCAGAGCAGGGAGUUCUGUCUGAAGGAAUUGGAGAGAAAUCAAGAUUGGAGAAAAUUUGUGAUGGAUGAAGAAGAGGUGGCAGCAGAGAUGGAGGUAGAUAUUCUAUGGUCCUUGGUUGAUGAUCUAUUGGUUGAUCUUAUGGUAUAAGUACAGGUGAAUUAAGACCAAGGACUAGCCUGCGAAGGUAAUCUCCUCAGAUUCCGCUCGACAAAAUGAUCAGCAUCACUUUAGUAGUCUGAUCACAUGCCAUUCCUCGAAAUUCCACAUGGUUGACCUCCAUUGUCACAGACCAAGCUCUGAGUGCUCAUGCUUGAGUGGGAAUGUGCUGUUUGCAGCAAUGCAUUUAGAAAGCAUGCUGAUGCCUUAAUCUCUUAAACGAGUGUAUAUAGUUGGUGGGUUCAACUUAUGAGCUACAAUUUUUUUUCCUUUUCAUGUUGAAUAAAUUUUGUAACUGAGCUUUCGGAGAGAAUGAAAGCCAAAAUCCUAACACUUGAUGUGCGCUGAGGAAAUCUUUAGCCAAAGAAAUGGAAGAGACAUGUUUAUUAGAAGUGAGUAUCAUGAAUCAGGAAGAAAAGAAUGCCCAUUUGGUUUACAAGGCUACUGUAAUUGUAGCUUCAACAGGGUGAGCACUAUGAUUAGUACUUCAUGGAUCCAUCUUCUUCACAUGAGAGAUGUGGCUACACUUUAUGGCGCACAAAAUUUGUGACUCGGUUUGGAUUUGGAAUCAUUAUUUGAAAGUAAAUUGUAGAACAGAUCCAGAUUGGGUUGUCAGUGGGGUAUUGGAUUCAUGAGUAGGUCCAAAUUUAAUGCGUUUGGCUUCAUCGAAUAUCUGAGCUAGAUUGAAGUGGUAGACACCUGCAUGUAUUUGGAAGCACUCAUCAUCCAUUUGUAACCCAGUUGAGCACCCUGGUAUGGACUCACUUGUACCAGAAUUAAGUAUAAUCAAAGAGGUUGCAAUACAUCCUUUUGGA